Molecule: messenger RNA, 1038 nt
Organism: Aureobasidium melanogenum CBS 110374
Lineage: Eukaryota; Fungi; Ascomycota; Dothideomycetes; Dothideales; Saccotheciaceae
Product: GroES-like protein
Exons: 2
Coding region: 1-1038 (345 amino acids)
Molecular function (GO): oxidoreductase activity, acting on NAD(P)H
Source: RefSeq, a predicted model, not a curated record
AUGGCACCCUCACAAAUGAAGGCUAUCAAGGUCGUCGAGGCCAAGAAGGCAGAGAUCCAGGACGUCCCUGUGCCCAAGAUCCGUGACGACUAUGUCUUGGUCAAGGUCGAGGCCGUUGCUUUGAACCCCACCGACUGGAAGCACGUUGACUACCUCGCCAACCCUGGAGCUACUGUUGGCUGUGAUUACGCUGGUGUUGUCGAGGAGGUCGGCUCAGCAGUUCAGAAGAAGUUCUCCAAGGGAGACCGUAUUGCUGGUUUCUCCCAUGGUGUCAACUCUGCCAACAAGGAGGACGGCUGCUUUGCCCAGUAUGCCCUCGCCAAGGGUGAUGUCCAGAUGAAGGUUCCUGACUCUUUGUCAACCGAGGAUGCUGCCACUCUCGGUGUUGGUGUCACUACUGUUGGACAGGGUCUCUACCAGAGCUUGAAACUUCCCCUCCCCACUGAGCCUGCUAAGCAGUCCUUCCCCGUCCUCAUCUAUGGUGCUUCGACCGCCACUGGUACUCUCGCCGUCCAGUACGCCAAGCUGUCUGGUCUUGAGGUCAUUGCCAUCUGCUCUCCUCACAACUACGACCUGGUCAAGUCUCUGGGUGCCGAUGCUACCUUCGACUACAAGGACCCCGAGUGCUCGGCCAAGAUCCGUGAGCACACCAAGGACAACCUUAAGCACGUUUUCGACUGCAUUUCCGAAGGCAGCUCUCCCGACAUCUGCGCCAACGCCAUCUCAAGCAAGGGCGGUGUCAUCUCUUACCUUCUCCCUGCCAAGUCCUCCCGCGAGGACGUUGUUGACCAGAGCACUCUCGGAUACACCGUUGUUGGCGAGGCUUUCACUUUCGCCGGCCACCCAAUUCCUGCUAAGCCCGAGGACUUUGAGUUCGGCAAGAUGUGGUGGGAGCUGGCUGAGAAGCUGUUCGCCGAGGGCAAGGUCAAGGCUCACCCUAAGGAUGUCCGCAGCGGCGGCCUCGAGGGUGUCUUUGGCGGUAUGGAUGAGAUGAGAUCUGGCAAGGUCUCAGGUAAGAAGCUUGUCUACAAGAUCUAA